AUGACCGUACGCGGUAUUGGACCUUCGGGCUUGCACCUGAAGCACGCAGACAACAAGAAAGAUGGAGAUGUUGGUCCACAGAUGAUACGGCUCAACCUUUUGCACAAAAAGACAGAAGAACUGCUACAGCAAUUACGCGAUGGAAAGAAAGUCACCUUUCAAACAGGCAAACAGCCUGCCGUUCACUAUGGCAAGGACAAGCUCGUUCUCGACACCCCGUCGGAGACGUUCCCGGCCGACAUGUACACUCGAGCAGACGGCGCAGAGAAGAACUUGUACUUCUCUGGGAAGUUCAGCCUGCACCUGGAAAUGGUACACGCUCAGGAAGCAACAGCAAAAGUCGAUGCUGCAUUGGCCAAUUUACAAAACUCCCUCUCGUCAAUCAAAGAAAGUCGAAAUGAAACAACAAUGCUAGCUAUCAAGCCCAGCAGGAACGGCCAGCUCAAGCCCAUGCAGGCUCGCAAAGAUCAGCUACUCGGCAGCAGUCUCUCAAGACCCUCAAGCCCUUUCCUAGGCGCUCUCAACGCUGGUCCGACAUCUGUGCCGCAGCUUGGUAGCAGCAGUACCAAAGAUAAGGUACGAAGGGAAGCAAUGAAGAUCCCAGUCAUACAUCUGCUAGCCAGCAAACCAAUGUCGCCGACUACACUCGCCGAGAAGAUACGAGCUCCGCUGCAAGAGUGUGAGGGAUUGCUCAACAAGAUUGCACGCGACUCCGCAUCAGCGCCUGGCAAGAAGGAAUUGAAGGACAAGGGCUACCGAGAACUGGACGUGUGGCGUUUCCCAUAUGCUCAACAAUCAGACCGUGACGCUGCUGUCGAGCAUGCCAUUCAUGCUCUCGAUCGUAUGCGAGUCGACAGGACGGACAACUUGUGGCAGAUGUUGCUGAAGCCAGAGGACCGAGGGAAAGGCAGAUGCUUAUCACGACUGAAUUUUGACCGGCCUGCAGUGCCGCCGAAAGCAGUCGAGAGUGGUGUUGCCAAGAACGAGUUCUCUGAUGCUGAAGCAAAUCCACGCGCGAAGAAGACCGCGACGAGUGGGAAACCUUCUGAAAAGAAAACGUCCCUGAAAGAGCCAGCUGUCAAGUCUCGUGCCGUCAGUCCUGCUCCCGUCAAGAAGAGAGAUGUCGCGCCCAAGUCGACGGCUCCCGAGAGCAAGUUCAAGUCUGCCGAGCGGAUCGAAGAUUCAGAUGAGGAGGCAGGUCCGAUCGUGGUCAUGCCUAAGAAGGCUCCGACGAAGGUCAAGGAUCAUCUCAGCGUCACGAAACCCUCACCUUCUCAUAGUCGACAAGCUUCUCCAGCACCCAAGAAGCCAAUACAUAAACCAAGCACAUCCAGUUCCUCGAGUGAUAACAGCGACAACUCUGAGAAGAAGUCAAGCUUGAAGCCACCAGCCAAGGAGGGCGACUCAUUGACGAGGUCGAAGUCACCACGACCUCGACACGGCAGUUCACCACAGAAGCCUUCUCCGUUAGGAUCGUCACCGCCCGCCAACUCAACUGACUUCGACAGUUCAAGCUCUACCACCACAAAAGGGACCAGUCAAUCCUCUGUUCCAUCGUCACCUGACUCUGACAUGCCUCUCUCGAAACAGGUGCAGAAUCAGAAGUACUCCCCAGUUGUUCGCGGCAGAGAAGCACCUCAGGCAGGAGCGACAAAGCGAAAGCACACGGACACCGCCGAAGCACCGCCCGCCAAACGCCACCAGGUAAACGGCGUCCACACACCUAAAAUCACACACGCAACCACGAACAAGCCCUCGUUCGAAAGGUCGCACCAAAUUCAGCGCACGAUGUCCGAGUCCGAGCGCUCCUCUUCCCCUGAAAAGCCCGACAAGCUCCGCGACGAACUCGUCCUGAAAGGCAAACGCUUCAAUGCAUACUACAAAAAGUACCGGGAUCUGCAUGAUCGACUCGCCGGUAUCCCACCGAAGGACCGAGACGCGAAGGACACUGAUAAUCUAUGGAUAAUGCAUAGGCGGCUGGAAGAUAUGAAAACGGAAAUCUGGAGUGGAUGGGAGGGCAUGGAGAAUGGUACGUGA
Messenger RNA from Cyphellophora attinorum, 2037 nucleotides. RefSeq lists its product as uncharacterized. NCBI's taxonomy places the organism in Eukaryota, Fungi, Ascomycota, Eurotiomycetes, Chaetothyriales, Cyphellophoraceae. The record is from RefSeq and is a predicted model, not a curated record. The transcript has a single exon. Bases 1 to 2037 code for a protein of 678 amino acids.